UGCUAGUUAGUUGAAUCACUAAAAGUUUAUCAUGGAUCAGGGAAGAGUCAGUAACACAAGUAUUAUUCUAAUGUCACUAUUAUGUAUCUUGGUAUUUCAUUCUAACAUGAGUUUUGCAGCUGAAUACAUUGUUGGUGAUGGGAAAGGUUGGUCCUUUCAUGUUCAAAAUUGGACUUUGGGAAAAACUUUCAAGGAAGGUGACAUACUCGUGUUCAAUUACACCCCUGUGAUACACAACGUGGUGAUAGUGAAUGAGCUUCAAUACAAUUCAUGUGUGGCUAUUGGAGGAUCUAAAUUUUACUACAAAGGAGCAGAUAGAAUUACACUUGCCAAAGGAGCUAACUACUUCAUAUGUGGAACUCCUUUUCAUUGUAACCUUGGAAUGAAAAUUGCAGUUAAUGCUAGUUAA
Medicago truncatula (barrel medic) is the source of this 409-nucleotide messenger RNA. Its product is annotated as basic blue protein. The coding region runs from base 32 to 409 and encodes 125 amino acids. Gene Ontology annotation, cellular component: plasma membrane. Lineage: Eukaryota; Viridiplantae; Streptophyta; Magnoliopsida; Fabales; Fabaceae. The transcript has 2 exons. Gene Ontology annotation, molecular function: electron transfer activity. The record is from RefSeq and is a predicted model, not a curated record.